UGAGAGCUUGUUUUAUGAUAAAGUACUUGCCAAAACUAUUCAAAGAUAAAUGUCUUUUGAGAGCAAGAAUUUGAAAUAUUCGGGAAAAGUGGUCAAUUUUUCUUUAACUACAGCAAAGCGUUGAUGUCCCUUAAAAUGCUAUAACAUCUUUGCAUGAUUAAAAAUGAACUGAAAUCGAGUUUGAGAAUGUGGAACUCUAUUCUACUUUGUUUUAAAUAGUUCUGUUAUACGUUUUUCUUACUUCUGUUAUUAUUAUGUUCUGUUCUGUUAUUACUUGAAUGAACUAUUGUCGCUUUCUCUUUCUUCCAGAUAAUUAUAGCACAAGGAACAAUGGUUUUUUCCUCAACGUUGCUAUUUCAUAGAAUAUAACAAAAGCAAUUCUCUAUUACACUCAGUAGAAGGUAUGAGCUGGAUCUAAAUGUGUCCAUCGCAGAAGCGAUAAUCGUCGAUGAAGAUUAGACCUCACUAAAUUUAAUCAGAAAUAUGUAAAUCUUUUGACUAGUAUCGACAACAUCACUUUAAUAGUGCAGAAAAACGAGAGCUCACAAAUUAAUUCUCGACAGCUGCCAGACGUACAACUAUUUCAUAGCAAGUAUGCGCCUUGGAGACAACUGCCUCUGCAAUUUCUUUUAUCGAUUAGAGUGCUCUGCCCUUUAUGAUCCACUUUGAGCGAAUAAAGUGGUCAUUUUAUAAUUGAAUGCGAUUCUUAUUUAGUUUCGAUAAACUCGCACAAACAUUAAUUAGAAACAUGUCGCAAAACCAAGGUCCUUUUCUGAUGUCCACACAUGGUCAUCCGUCAUUCAAUCCUCGUUUGCCAAAUAAAAGAUCAAGCAAUGGAUUACUUAACAGCAAUGCACCAUCGACAAGACCAAUUAAACCAUCGGACAAAGGUCCAUUGUCUUACAUGCGUUAUCCAAGAAAAACAUUAAAUUCAAGUCGUAAUGUUUAUGACAAACGACCCCACGAUUUACUGGAGCAUGAAGAUCGUUCUGGCUAUGGUGGAAUGCGUAGUAGUAACCCACAACACAUGGAUGCUGUAUUUACAAUUGAACCAGCUGCGGAAGACGAAGAAGCAGAUGAUGUUUAUUUCUCUUCGAGACAUAUGGCUGCAGCAAGAUUUCAACGUAACCAACGUUUAUUGUGCGAUGUAUUCAAUGAAGUUUGUAUUCCUGAUCUUCGAUCAAACAUCACCGUUGAUCGUAUCGUGCAAUUACGUCGACAAGUUGAUUCGUUGAAAAGUCAUCGUGAAACAUUUGAAAAAGAACUUCAAGAGUUGGAAGAAAAACAUUUGGAGAAGAAGCGAAAGUUUCUCGAAUCGAAUGAAAAAUUUCAUAACGAUUAUCUAGAAGCGUGUUCAUCUACAAACAUAAGCAGAGAAAAGCUGAACGAAAUGUUACAACGUUUUGAAACGAUGGAAAAAUUACAGCGUGAAAAACAACAACAAAUAAUUCUACAACAGCAACAACAAACUCAGCAUCCGCAAGCCUCAUUGCCACCACCUACCGGUCUUCCGAUGACACAACAUCUUCCCGCUCCCACGAAAACAGGAGUUGAAUCAUUUCCACAGCCUGUUCCUGAUUCUAUAGUUGAAAGUGAGCCUAUGGCAUAUCCUGGACUAGUCUCACCAGCACCAUUGCCUUUACCAAGUCAGGUAGCAACGGUAGCAGCGCCUCCUAUACAAAAUGUUAUCGGAAACACAACUCCUGUGCCCUUCGCAGCUGCAAAUGAAGCGAUGGCGCCUUCGCAAUCUAUAUUGAAUACAGUAAAUCAAGUUUCCGUGCCCACUGCGUCUCUAACAUCGUCGCGUUCUAAACUUCAACAACCAGAUUCAAGUUCACCUGUGCCACAACAGCAAGUUCCCUAUCGUCAGACUCCGUCUCAAAUGCCGCCUCCGUUACCUGACAUUUCAUCACAAACCAGUGGCCAACUUCCGGUACAGAUUCCACAACAACAAUCAUCUCCACAACCUCCAUAUUCGAAUAUGCCUAUUUCCUCCACAACGACAGCAAGCACGAUUCCACAGCAAAUCGUACGGCCGCCAAUGGCCAAUUCAAUGUACGGCGCAACUUAUCAACAAUAUCCUAUGAUGAAUGUUGGUUACCCGGCACAACAACAAUAUCGAAUGUCAUCUGGGCAAUCUCCUAAUCAACAAAUGAAUUUUCAAGACCAGCAACAACAACAACAACAACAACAACAAAUGAUGGCCUAUCGGAUGAACCAGUCACCAAACAUGAUGAAUAUGCAAGGACAACAACCGAUGCAUUAUAUAAACAACGCUCAGUUUCACAAUCGUCCUAUGGGACCUGGACAAAUACAGUCUCAACAGCCGGCCGGUAUGAUACCUAUGAAUUCAAUGAUGCAGGGAACAGCACCGAACGCCUACAAUAGACAAAAUCCCUAUGACCAUUCGAACGUCCCAUAUAUGACUCAACAACCACAAAUGAUGCACAUGUAUCAACAACCUGGCCAAUACUAUGCUCCUCCUAAUUCUUAUCAUAUGCCACAACCAAAUGUUAUGCAUCCUCAACAAUCAUCCAUGUAUCAAACACACUCUCAAAAUAUGAUGCCCGGUAUGUCUAGUCAUAUGGCACAGGCAAAUUUACCCCCAUCCCAGCCUCAGCGAUCACCAUCCACACAAUCUGCUUACAGUGGACAUGAUGAUUCAGCUCUGAAAUCCGAAGAUGAAUCGUUCAAAGAAGAACCGAGAAAUUGA
Didymodactylos carnosus is the source of this 2713-nucleotide messenger RNA. Lineage: Eukaryota; Metazoa; Rotifera; Eurotatoria; Philodinida; Philodinidae. The record is from the annotation of a GenBank genome assembly.